AUGGCAAAUGGUGACGACGAAGACCAAGACGACAAAGAUAAGCGGAACCAUCAUCAGUUUCAUCUACCACAAUCAAACAGACAUCCUCCUCAUCAUCAUCAUCAUAUCCUCGAACUCGAACCUGAACUAGAUCCUGAAAUUGAACCUGAACAGGAACCUGAUCUAGAACCUCAACUAGAACAAGAACCGCAACUAGAAGCUCAACUCGAAGCUGAACUAGAACCUAAACUAGAACCUGAAGUAGAAAAUGAACUAGAACCUCAACUAGAAAUUCAAAACCUCGAAAUUCAAUUAGAAUUUGAACUAAAACCUGAACUAGAUCCUGAACUUGAAACUGAACAAGAACCUGAACUAGAACCUCAACUGGAACAAGAACCUCAACUAGAACCUCAACUCGAAGCUGAAGUAGGACCUAAACUAGAACCUGAAGUAGAAACUGAACUAGAACCUCAACUAGAAAUUCAAUUAGAAUUUGAACUACAACCACAACUAGAAGCUGAACGAGAUCCUCAACUGGAACAACGACUGCAACUAGAAUCUGAAUCUGAACCAGAACAUCAACAAGAACCUCAACUAGAACUUCAACUAAAAGUUGAAUUAGAACCUGAACUAUAA
Molecule: messenger RNA, 615 nt
Organism: Calliphora vicina (urban bluebottle blowfly)
Lineage: Eukaryota; Metazoa; Arthropoda; Insecta; Diptera; Calliphoridae
Product: protein TsetseEP-like
Exons: 4
Coding region: 1-615 (204 amino acids)
Source: RefSeq, a predicted model, not a curated record